AGCAUGUUCUAAAAAAUUGCAAUGAGCUCAUCUUUUUGUUCUCACAUGAUUCUUCAGAAGCAAUUUCAUUGUGAGUUGUUUGCUUUUCAGCAUGAAUCAGCCACAAGAAGUGUGGAGAAAACUGUUUGGGAGGAAAUUCGCAACUUCAAGAAGUGUCUGAUUAUUAUGUUUGCAAAGCAAGAGAAAGAUGUGGUUUUUCUUGAAACAGUUGUGGGCUUGGCAAAACAACGUCGCCAUUGCUUGAUUGAGUGCAUUCCUUUGCCUCAAGGAAUAGCAAAAGAGGCCCCUCUAUAUUUUAAGAAGGCUAUCGAUGAAGCAGAGGAAGAGUGGAGCCAGCACAAUGCAAAAAAACUGAUAGAUACAAGUGUGAAGGGAUUGCGUGGAUCAAUCCCAGAGAACUUUCCGUACUUCCACGUAGAAUUCGGGUUAAACAAGGGGUUUGUGCAUGUGAUAGAUGACGAGGACAAUUUCAAGACCAGCUUUGGCCUCAAUGUGAUCAGAGGCAUGUUACAGCUAGCUGAGGAAGAUAUGCAUCGGGGACGUAGAUACGAAUCUGUUGAGGUGCAAAAGCAGGCUGUGGCGAACUUCUUACAGGAUUGGGAGCCUUUUGACUGGACAAAACAACUAUGAAUAGUCUCCAAACACUGUUAUACAGUGAAAUAUGCCGCAGGAUCUCAACCAAAACAGGAGUUCAAUGAAAGGGAAAAACAAGGAUAAUCUCCAGCCCGAUCCGAGAGCGCUACCCUUAUUGUUCGUCGAUCUGAGGAUGAAAAGUUAUGCAAUGAUUGUGCUGAUUGCCAAAGCUAACUUUAAACAUUUCAUCCCAAAUGUGGCUCACGAAGUUCUUAUCUCUACGGGAGACGAUUGAUCUAGGAAAACUACGAAGACCCACAUCUCCUUGAUGAAAACAUUCAGUGUCUUUGAUUGAGAAGAGAUGACACACCGUAAUAAAAUGACUACUUAAUCUUCCAAUGGAUAUGAUUUUCGUAUAUCCAAAAAUCAUUUUAUGAAUGAUUUAAUUGAAAGUUCAAUGGGUAUAUAUACAGCUACUUUGAUAGUGAUACAUUUCAAAAUGUAGGUUUGUAUGCAUCAUACUAUGCAAUCGUGACGUUGAUUUCA
Molecule: messenger RNA, 1119 nt
Organism: Cucurbita maxima (winter squash)
Lineage: Eukaryota; Viridiplantae; Streptophyta; Magnoliopsida; Cucurbitales; Cucurbitaceae
Product: CWF19-like protein 2
Exons: 3
Coding region: 22-630 (202 amino acids)
Biological process (GO): mRNA splicing, via spliceosome
Cellular component (GO): post-mRNA release spliceosomal complex
Source: RefSeq, a predicted model, not a curated record